Spinacia oleracea (spinach) is the source of this 2312-nucleotide messenger RNA. RefSeq lists its product as uncharacterized. Gene Ontology annotation, biological process: glycolipid translocation; dolichol-linked oligosaccharide biosynthetic process. The transcript is spliced from 16 exons. Gene Ontology annotation, cellular component: endoplasmic reticulum membrane. Lineage: Eukaryota; Viridiplantae; Streptophyta; Magnoliopsida; Caryophyllales; Amaranthaceae. The record is from RefSeq and is a predicted model, not a curated record. The coding region runs from base 100 to 1671 and encodes 523 amino acids.
UAAUGUCCAUGUCCGGCAAAGUGUAUAAAUAAUGAGAGAGUAGCGAACUUCCCCAACUCUAAAAUCCAUCUUCUUGAACGGUAGUCGCACUAGAUCACAAUGGUACAACCUCGGACCAAAAAUGGCGACGCAACUAAUUUUUCCCGCACUUUUAAGUAUCUCAUGGCGACGCAGAUUUUGUCGAGGGGCAUACCUUUUUUCUUCAAUACCUGGAUUAUCAGGCAUCUUACUGCAGCCGAUUACGCUGUUUAUGCAGUGCAGUUUCAUCUGUUAGUUACUUGUAUACUGUUUGUCAGCCGAGAAGGGUUCAGGCGAGCAUGUAUGCGGGCAGAAAUUAAGAGUGAUGACUCUUCAGCGGGCGAAUAUGCGGCAAAGAUAUUAAAAGUAGCCUGGCUGUCUCUUCCACUCGGAGUAUUUUUUACAGUGAUAGCAUGUGCAUUUGUCUUCUGGUGGCAAAAUUUGAGCUAUUCUAGCCCCUAUGGGCAGGCUAUAUUAUUGAACGGCUUUGCAUGCUUAUUGGAGCUUUUAGCAGAACCAUUAUAUAUUUUAGCUCAAUAUACGUUUUGUCUCAAACUGCGGAUGGUGGUUGAAAGUGCUGCAACACUUUCUCGUUGUGUGACUACAUAUGCCCUUAUUGUUGGGAACAAUGACAUGGAAAAGGCAACUGUAUUUGCUUUAUCACAAGUUUCAUAUGGAGGUUGUGUGUGCCUAGGUUAUUGGUGCUACUUUGCCUUUUAUCAUAAAUUGCAAGGUUCAAAGCUUUUUCCUUUCAGAGUAGGUGAUAUGAUGACCUAUGACAAACCACUGUCGAAGAUGUGUACAUUGUUCACUCUUCAGUCGUUUCAAAAGUUGAUUCUUCAAGAAGGAGAAAAAAUGGUACUUGUGUGGUUCGAUACACCAUAUAACCAAGCUGUAUAUGGACUAAUUGACAAAUUAGGUAGCUUGGUGGUGAGAAUGGUAUUUCUUCCUUUUGAAGAAAGCUCAUAUACAAUAUUUGCGAGGUCUGCUUCAGAAGAUUCUAAAGAUAGAAGGAAGGAUCUAGGGCGCCGCCUCACCGAAGCCUUAAAGCUUGUAUUGCUGAUUGGUCUUAUUUUUGUGUCUUUUGGACCAAGCUAUUCAUAUUCUCUCUUGAGAUUGUUGUAUGGACAAAAGUGGAGUGAUGGAGAAGCGUCAACUGCUCUCAGAUACUACUGCUUGUACAUUACAUUUCUGGCACUGAAUGGAACAUCAGAAGCUUUUCUGCAUGCUGUUGCUGAUGAGAAGCAACUGAAGCGCUCUAAUAAUUCAUUGAUUGUAUUCUCACUGAUCUAUGUUUUUCUGAAUGUGUUGCUAGUUCGAUCAGCUGGUGCACUUGGUUUGAUAUUUGCAAAUGCUACAAAUAUGACACUGAGGAUAGCAUAUUCUGCAGUAUUUAUCAAGCAUUACUUCCAGGGCUCAUCGUCAUUUUCAUUUCGUAGCUGUAUGCCUUCUGGAUGGAUAGUGCUGCUAUUUUCUGCAGUGGUUACUCUGUUAUCAGAGAAGAUAUUUCUGGACAGGAAUAACUUUCUGACUACAUUUUUGCUCCACUUUUCUGUUGGGUUCACUUGUUUCUGCAUUUCAGCUUUUGUCAUAUAUCACGGUGAGCGAGAUUUUAUCAACAAAUUGAUCCACAUUCGUCGUCAUGCUGACUAGACGGGUUUUAAGAUGAAUGCAAGGGAAAUGGAGUGCCUUUUGAGUUUGUCCAACACUUGUGUUCUGUUGACUAGAAAUACAUUAUGCAGUAGGAGCUUUAUUGAACUACCAAUCAGCAGAUUCUUGUCCUGGCUUUCUAUCUCUCUCCCUAUGGUCCAUCUUCAGAAUUUUGAGAAUAGCUGCAUUUGGUAGCCUUCAGCUAGGGUAACGUAACUACUUGUUUACACUGUCUCCUUCACUGUGGAAAAUCCUGUUGACAUCGCUGAAUCUUAGCUUAGUGGUUGGUUAGUACGAGGAACAUCAACUUGCUCUUGAAGAAAGCUAAGUGAGUCUGGUUUCUUUUUCCAUUUGUGUAUAGAAAUGACCUCUUGCACAAAGUUGUAGCAAAGAACUAACCAAGUUCUAGUGCAUUACUAAAUACAAGUAUAAUUGCUGGCUAAAUGACACUGGGCGUCACUGGUCAAGUUCAACCUAGAUGAGCUUUUACACUGGACUGUUAGAUACGUCACCGUUUUUAUUUGUUGUUGUUGUUGUUGUUGUUGUUGUUGUUGUAGCUAACUCAAUUUGGAAAUUAUUCUGGAGGAUUUGUUGCAACUUGCAAGGAUUACGUAUGGAGAAUAUUAUAUCUGCAGUUUCUAGCA